UUGGCUGUUCCGCUCUUUCAACGUUUGAAGAGAUCCGAGAGAUGCUCUCGUCUCUUCGCUGGAUAAAUCGAUCCCUGGGAGUGCUAUUUGCGCACUAAUUCCUCGGUGGUUGUGCUUGUUUCCUCUGAAUUCGAAGAUUUAGGUACAUGAAUGGAGGACUCUACUUCUAUGGCGAAUCCACCCCUAGAGGAGUUCUAUAUCCCAAGUUACAUAAUGUCACCAGAAUUAGAAGCUGAGUCCAUUGAUUAUAUACCCACUUGUCCUGUAAUAGUUUUCAUCAAUUCCAAAAGUGGUGGUCAACUUGGCAGUGAUUUACUUAUAACAUAUCGUGGGCUUCUCAAUAAAGCACAGGUUAUUGAUUUAGGUGAGGAGGCUCCUGAAAAAGUUCUGCACAGACUUUUCUGCAAUUUUGAGACACUUAAGUCCAAGGGUGACACCCUUGCUGCUGAGAUUGAGAGGAGAUUGAGAAUCAUAGUUGCAGGUGGUGAUGGUACUGCAAGCUGGUUGCUCGGAGUAGUUUCUGAUCUUAAACUACCUGCGCCACCUCCUAUUGCUACAGUGCCUUUGGGAACUGGAAAUAACCUUCCCUAUUCAUUUGGUUGGGGAAAGAAAAACCCGGGUACAGAUUGUCAUUCUGUAAAAUCUUUCCUUGACCAAGUAAUGAAAGCAAGGGAGAUGAAAAUUGAUAGCUGGCACAUUAUCAUGAGGAUGCGAGCUCCUGAAAAAGGUUCAUGUGAUCCAAUUGCUCCUUUAGAAUUGCCACAUUCCUUGCAUGCAUUUCAUCGUGUGUCAACUGAUGAUUCACUUAAUAUGGAUGGUUAUGACACAUAUCGUGGUGGAUUCUGGAACUACUUUAGUAUGGGGAUGGAUGCUCAAGUGUCCUAUGCAUUUCAUUCAGAGCGCAAGCUGCAUCCAGAAAAGUUUAAGAACCAAUUGGUUAAUCAGAGUACUUAUGCUAAGCUUGGAUGCACACAAGGAUGGUUUUGUGCUUCUCUUUUUCACCCUUCUUCAAGGAACAUAUCCCAUCUUGCAAAGGUGAAGAUCAUGAGAAAACAUGGGCAAUGGGAAGAACUACACAUUCCUCAGAGCAUCAGGUCAAUUGUGUGUCUUAACUUGCCAAGCUUUUCUGGAGGAUUAAAUCCUUGGGGAACUCCAAAUAGACGGAAGGAACUAGAAAGGGGCUUGACUGCACCAUUUGUGGAUGAUGGUUAUCUUGAGGUUGUCGGUUUCAGAGAUGCCUGGCAUGGACUUGUUUUACUUGCUCCUAAAGGACACGGAACUCGUCUUGCACAAGCUCAUCGAAUUAAGUUUGAAUUCCACAAGGGUGGUGCUGAUCAUACAUACAUGAGAAUCGACGGUGAACCAUGGAAACAACCUCUACCGGCAGACAAUGACACUGUUGUCGUAGAGAUAUCUCAUCUUGGUCAGGUUAACAUGUUGGCAACUGAAGGCUGCUUAUCUAAAAGCAUCCAUGAUCCUUCAAUUCCAUCAAAUGGUCAUAAUGACAACGAAGAUGAAGACUCUGAUGAUUCUGAAGACUCUGAAGAGAGACGGAAGUUUGGCGCAGCAGAAACAUUUAAAUUCCCGGAAAAUCUCGACUUCUCUCAUAUGAGUUAAGCUUAGAAAAGACUGCUGCAUAACAAAUAAAACAUUAGCUAGAAGAUGUGCGAAUUCGGACAGAGUUAGAGGCCUGUAAAUUCAAGAUUGCAGCAAGCCUCUUCCUAAUGUGAAUUAUUUUUGUAAUUUGUGAUUGCAGUGCUGGUCUAUGUUUAUUGGAAUGCUAAUUUUAUGCAUUAAUUUUUUUUUUUGUGGUU
Messenger RNA from Dioscorea cayenensis subsp. rotundata (Guinea yam), 1814 nucleotides. Its product is annotated as diacylglycerol kinase 5-like. NCBI's taxonomy places the organism in Eukaryota, Viridiplantae, Streptophyta, Magnoliopsida, Dioscoreales, Dioscoreaceae. Gene Ontology annotation, molecular function: ATP-dependent diacylglycerol kinase activity. Bases 151 to 1617 code for a protein of 488 amino acids. The record is from RefSeq and is a predicted model, not a curated record. The transcript has 13 exons.